UUAGUUUGUUUCCAGGGGGGAAAUGAUUUCCGUGACACCUGCUUUAAUUUAACGCGGUAGGACUGAUUGUCCCUCGUUUAUGUGGACUAAUGAUAAGGAUGAAAUGUUCCCAUCAUCAGCUGAAAAUUCAGGGAAAUGCUACAGUCAGCCAUUAUUUGGAUCGUUUGCAUCCUCUGAGUCCUUUGAGACCAAUGGCUCUGACAGAUAUGGUGCCUAUGAAUCUUUUGGACUUGGGGCUUUGAACAAUGAAGGUGCAGAUAGCGUUGUUGAUAGUUCUAAUGGAGGGUACACUGACACUUGCUCAUCCUGGGGUGCAGAUGUCUUGUCAGAUUGCAUCAGGCCCUUCGUCAUGUCUUCCCAAAGGUCCAGGUCUCCGUUUUCGGACAGCGGCAGAGAGAGUCCAUACUCAACAUCCAACCUCUCCGAUUCCUCCAGCCUGUACUCUCCUUCACACUCUUGGUCAGCGCCGAUUGGCUCACAGGGCAGAGACAUGCAAGCAUAUGUGCACAGAAACUACCGGGGAAUAGGUGCUGUUGUACCUGAGGCCAAAGGACAAGAUGUAGGGUUACAUUGCUCUAGUAAGAACUCGUCUAUUUGCAUAGAGAGAUACUACUCAAGAUCAGCUGCUUUGGCGUUUCGAGGGACCAAGAGGAAGAUGAUGCAACCAGUACCUCCUUGCAAGAUGGUUAAAAAAACGAGGAUAGUCAGAGCAACUCCCAGCAUAAGCACCAUUGUGGGACCACACAUUUCAAAGGACAGUUGUAUUUCUUCCGAUACCAAGGAAAUAAAUAAAGAGCAUGAGCUUGGUAAGAGAGUUCGAGCCAGAGAGAAGCGUAGAAGACGACGCAGGAAGAAUCAUGAAAAAUACGGAGACAAGCACAGGUGGGCUUUUACAUGUGCUUUUUGUAAAUUCCACACAUUUGAAGACAAAGACAUUGAGAAACACUUUGGAAGUACAUAUCACAGAGAGACUCUUGACUAUAUACGACGGCAAGCCAAAUUUGAUGACAAGGUCAUCAGUUUUUUGCAUGAUUGCAUGGUUCACAAGUUUCAUAAAACUGUCUCUACCCUACACAAACUAAAGUUUUCCUGUGGACGAAGCAAAGAUGAAUGGGCAAAAAUAAUGGAAGGCGUGACAGAAGAUGAUUACAUGAGAAGGAUGGAGGUGGUCUACUGUGUUGCAUGUGACAUUCACAUCCCUGUGGUUUUCAGCUCUGUACAGCAACAUCUUCAUUCACUCACCCACCUCAAGAGCAAAGUGGUAACAUGA
Molecule: messenger RNA, 1270 nt
Organism: Sinocyclocheilus anshuiensis
Lineage: Eukaryota; Metazoa; Chordata; Actinopteri; Cypriniformes; Cyprinidae
Product: DBIRD complex subunit ZNF326-like
Exons: 11
Coding region: 80-1270 (396 amino acids)
Biological process (GO): regulation of DNA-templated transcription elongation
Cellular component (GO): nucleus; DBIRD complex
Molecular function (GO): DNA binding
Source: RefSeq, a predicted model, not a curated record